This is a messenger RNA of Nothoprocta perdicaria, 1893 nucleotides long. RefSeq names its product OTU deubiquitinase with linear linkage specificity (gene OTULIN). NCBI's taxonomy places the organism in Eukaryota, Metazoa, Chordata, Aves, Tinamiformes, Tinamidae. Bases 152 to 1027 code for a protein of 291 amino acids. The transcript is spliced from 7 exons. Gene Ontology annotation, molecular function: cysteine-type deubiquitinase activity. The record is from RefSeq and is a predicted model, not a curated record. Gene Ontology annotation, biological process: protein linear deubiquitination.
UGUCCCUCGGGAUUCCUGGGUCCUGGAGAGUGGCGAGGAGUCGAGAAAGGAAGCCUUUCCUUUGCUGGAAGAGGAUCGGGGUAGCAAGGCUUUUGACACUCUCCCAUGAAAUCCUCGCAGUGAGGAGGACAUUUAUCGUGAUGCAGAAGAAAUGGAGAGAGAGAAAAUGUUGCUUGUUUGUGAGACUGGCUCUUCAGAACAUAAACUAAGUGUUGCACCUGAAAUGGACAUCAUGGAAUAUUGCAUAAAAGAAUGGAGAGGAAAUACACCAGUAGCAAAACAGAUGAAAAAGGGUUAUGAAGCAGUUUCUCAAAAAUUUGCAUUUAUAAGGAGAAUACGAGGUGAUAACUACUGUGCUCUCAGAGCAACCCUGUUCCAGGCGUUAAGCCAGGCUACUCAGUUGCCAAGCUGGCUGCAGAGUCAGGACUUUACUAUGCUUCCUGAGAAGUUGUUGAGCAGAUAUGACUGGAUCAAACAGUGGCAGCCGAAACAAAAACUGGGCAGGAAAAUGGGAGAAAUAAGUGAUGAAAUUAAAGAAUAUUUAAUAUUAUUAAGGAAAAAGUGGAAGAAUAUCAGUGAACUCGAGGCUGCUAAUGAGAGACAAGAAGCUUGUGAGGAAUUGUUUAAAAAUGAAGAGGAGGAGUACAGCCUAUAUGAAGCUCUGAAGUUUUUGAUGCUCAACACAGCCAUUGAGUUGUACAAUGAUGAUAAAAAUGGAAGGAGGGUUCCUGUCUUCUCGUGGUUGCUGUUUGCACGGGAUACAUCUAGCAACCCUUGUCAGUUAAUGCACAAUCACUUGAAUCAAAUUGGUCACAGUGGAGGGCUUGAACAAGUGGAAAUGUUUCUCCUCGCUUAUACCCUGCGGUACACCAUCCAAGUCUAUCGAUUGUAUAAAUACAGUACUGAUGAAUUCAUCACACUUUAUCCAAAUGACCCGGAGGAGGACUGGCCUGUGGUGACUCUCAUAACUGAGGAUGACAGACAUUAUAACAUUCCAGUCGGAACGUGCCAAGAGACUGUGUUGUAAGAGACAGAUUUGUGCUGGUUUGAAAUAGGAUGAUGAUACGUUGUAAAGUCUACGGCAGCUAGAAAUUCGUGUUACAGAAGCUUACAUCUGAACCAAAACACUGAACAAAUCUUAAGGAAUAACUGACUGAGGCAGAUUUUUUUUCCAAUAAGUUUCUUGGUUUUGUUGUUAUUGCCUGUAUUUUUUUUUUUUUUGUGGAGAUUUACAGUUUCCAUAUCUGAAGGGAAUCCCAAAAUUACAGGUUCUUUUCUUCAAGAAAGUAGGCCAGACUCUGUUGCAAGAGAUCAGGUGACCUUCUCUUUUUGCAGCUAAUUAGAUAAUGAUGAGUUGAAAUUUCUGCAGAGGGAAAUUAACUGUAUCCUGGCUUAUUUCUUUAGAGCUGUUUAGAAGCAGUUUGUCUACUUGGCCCUUAGGAAGCGAUAAAAUUCUUUUACAGUUGUAACAUAAAACCAUGGGAGACAUUAGCUUCCAAGAGAAAUGUUUGUUAGAUAUUUCCUAAUGCUUUGGGGGUUGUUCAGACAUUAAAAUAUAUUUUAUUUAGAAGCUAAGUAUGUGCUGCAUUGAAAAUGGAGAGCAGCUUUUUACCCCUUUCAGCCUUUGCAUUCAAAUAUCUUGAAGGGAAUGGCAUGCAAAAUUCCAGAUUCUGCUGUUUUAAAAUGAACUUAAUUUUUUAUUGUGAGAGACUUACACAACAUGAAUGUGUAUCCACUACGUGGUAAAAUGUGUUUUAGGCACAUUUAAUGAGAGGUAUCAUGCUCUUAAGUGUGAUAACAUUUAUCGUGUUAUCUGCAGCUUUUAAAGUGACUAAAGUGACUGGUCUUUUACAUUGAAAUGGUUCUGGAAGUCACAGGAAAGAAAAAUAAACC